Microdochium trichocladiopsis is the source of this 546-nucleotide messenger RNA. RefSeq lists its product as uncharacterized. NCBI's taxonomy places the organism in Eukaryota, Fungi, Ascomycota, Sordariomycetes, Xylariales, Microdochiaceae. The coding region runs from base 1 to 546 and encodes 181 amino acids. The transcript is spliced from 2 exons. The record is from RefSeq and is a predicted model, not a curated record.
AUGUUACGGAACCGGCAGCUUCUGGGAAACCUCAAUCAACGUGUCAACAGGUCCAUUGCUAGCCAGCAAGAGAUUGCAGCGCACUUGCAAGACCGGUUUAGUGUUCUCGGUAAUAUUGAAGAGAGUACCAAAGCCGCUGCUGAGCAACUUGAGGGACAAGGGAUUUCCGUCCAGGAAAUCAUCAACGUCGUCACUAACACGCAAGGACAAACCGAGUCCAUCCUCACUGCUGUCACAAGCAUCCUGGCGUUCAUAACAUCGGGACGUGCACAGCUCAGCCAGAUCACCGAGCAGCUUCUCACUAUCAUCCGACUUUGCCACACCUCCACGACGGACACGCCAACAGCCAUGGCCAAGCUCAUCGAGCUUUCUGCUAGACUCCAGGAACUGAUCGCCGCCGAGACGUCGACCGGCCGCGACGUCGUCAUGGUCAACCAUUCAUUUGGCGGUGUCCUAGGUCAUAGCGCUGUUGACGGCUUCACGGUCAGGAACCCGGCGAGGCUCACCACGAUAGAGAGUAUAGGCAAAGUCAUUGGCAUUGUCUAG